AUGGCGCUCCUGACUCCUGCCUUUACGCAGCAAAAACUCUGCGUGGACUUCGCAAGUCUGAGCCAUGCAUGMCCAAAGGGCAUCUACGUGGCUCCAGUCCCAGAUGAGCCUCUGGUCUGGAGCGGCACGCUGUUCGUUCGCAAAGGACCGUAWGCAACGGCCAUAUUGAGAUUUCAAAUCGCUUUUGCAGAUGACCAUCCCCAGAGGCCGCCAGUGAUCACGUUCCAAACCGACGUCUUCCACCCUCUGGUUACACCGCUCACGACGUACACCUACUCUACCCGCGACUCGGGCGCGGGCACGGAUCCGCAGAGUGCAGCAGACGAGCAACGAUUGCCUCCCGGCGGCCUCAGUCUCCGUCACGGCUUCCCGGAGUGGUUCCAACUGUCGGGCGCGGGGGUAGUUGGGACGAUGAAUUACGGUGUUUCACGCGCCGACGAUGGCGUAGAAGGACAAUCUAGCGCGGAGCACCAGCGGGCACCGCAUGUGGUGGAGCUACUGCAGUACAUUCGCAUCGCUUUCGACUCGGAAGACGUCUUGGAUUCUAUACCACUCGAUGCAGCGGCCAAUGCAGGCGCAUGGCACGCAUGGAGAAGUUUUCGGGCGAAGAGCACGAGCCAAGCUAUACCCUUGCCACGCUCCGAGAUCAAGCAACCAGACGCUGAGCGCAGUCAGUCGCCCAGACAGCAGCCGGGCGGGGCACGACGACCGGGUGAGUGGAAUUGGCAAGGCGUCUGGGAGGACAGAGUACGCAAGAGUAUCCACGCCAGUGUCUCUGAGCCAGUGUUGUAUGGUGACAACAAGAACGAUGUGAUCAGUUUUGUCAAGGUCGAGCCAGACGUCCUCGAUCAGCUACUUCAAGCUCCACACGUUGCUGGAUAG
Messenger RNA from Ramularia collo-cygni, 882 nucleotides. Its product is annotated as related to ubiquitin-conjugating enzyme. The record is from RefSeq and is a predicted model, not a curated record. The transcript is spliced from 4 exons. Bases 1 to 882 code for a protein of 293 amino acids. Lineage: Eukaryota; Fungi; Ascomycota; Dothideomycetes; Mycosphaerellales; Mycosphaerellaceae.